Messenger RNA from Exophiala viscosa, 1550 nucleotides. RefSeq names its product tryptophan synthase beta subunit-like PLP-dependent enzyme. Gene Ontology annotation, biological process: L-threonine catabolic process; L-serine catabolic process. The record is from RefSeq and is a predicted model, not a curated record. The coding region runs from base 377 to 1435 and encodes 352 amino acids. Lineage: Eukaryota; Fungi; Ascomycota; Eurotiomycetes; Chaetothyriales; Herpotrichiellaceae. Gene Ontology annotation, molecular function: pyridoxal phosphate binding; threonine deaminase activity; L-serine ammonia-lyase activity. The transcript is spliced from 2 exons.
CAAGAUAAGGGCAAGCUGACGAUGAUGCUAACACGGAUGCUGUAUGGAAUCGUUGCCCUCAUCAGGUGGUACAAGUCACUGAGUGGUCCAUGCCCUUUUGAAGAGAUCACGAAAUCUGGGGGAACCUACCAAUCACUCAGAGCCUCGCCCUGAAGUCCGACCGGAGAAAGGCGCGAGUCUCCAACAACCACACGCCAUGUUCCUGCAUUAGCGCUAUUAUGCUUACGAAAAAAGAUACCAGAGCAUGUCGCAGCAAUGUCGUAUUUAUGUGUUGAACGUUCCAGGAUCUUGCAAACUCUGACUCGCUCCCGCAUUCAAAAGGAACCUGCUGCCUACAUCCUCAACGUCCAGCACUGACGCUGCCAUACCAGAAGCAAUGGGUUCUUUAUGCGAGGUCAACAGCAAGAAGCCAUGGAUCGAGACGCCUUUACUGGAGUCGCCGACUCUUUCACGUGCCGCUGGCUGCCGAAUAUUCCUGAAACUCGACAACCUUCAGCCGUCGGGAUCCUUCAAAUCUCGAGGCAUUGGCAAUCUGGUCCUUGCGGAAGAGGCCUAUCAUAAAGCCAUCGGCAGUACACGACCACUGCACUUCUUCGCCUGUUCUGCAGGCAAUGCAGGUCUCGCCGCCGUCUCCGCAACCAGUGCUCUUGGCUACAGAUCUUCGGUGGUCGUGCCUGAACCAACCGAGUUAUCCAUCACCGAGAAGCUGAAGACGAACGGUGCAAGCGAGGUCAUUGUUUUCGGCGAGGGGCUGGCUCAGGCCGAUGUCUAUCUCAAAGAGGUUGUGAUGCCUCGCGCAGAAGCCAUAGGCGAGAUUCCAGUUUACAUUCCGCCCUUCGACAACGAGGCAAUCUGGGAGGGUGCCGCAACCAUGGUCGAAGAGAUCGAUCGCCAGAUGCCUGAUGGAGAACGACCCGACGCCAUCAUCUGUUCCGUCGGCGGAGGCGGUAUGCUUGCUGGCAUUGACCUCGGCAUGGACAGAGUUGGCUGGGGCAACGACGUGCAAGUUCUUGCCGUGGAGACAAAAGGCGCCGACUCGCUCCAUCAGUCGGCCAAGGCAGGCGAAUUGAUCACCAUCCCGAAGAUCACAUCAAUCGCUUCGUCGCUAGGCGUAGUGAGGGUGUGCAAAAAAGCUUUCGACCUGCUAUCGCGCAAGAAUGUCACUAGCCUGACGCUGGAAGACGCAGAGGCCGCCAUGGCCUGUUGGCGACUGGCGGACGACGAACGGAUCCUUGUCGAGCCCGCGUGUGGUGUGAGUGUCGCGCUAGCGUACGAUGGCCGCCUUCCACAUUUCCUACGCGACUUCGACCGGGAAAAGAAAGUCGUCAUUAUUGUUUGUGGUGGCAGCAAGAUCUCGCUUGACACGCUGGUCCAGUAUCGGACGACGUAUGGCGAGAGGGCCAGGGAACUGGCAGAAGUAUGGAGCCGGUCGUGACAUGAGGGAGUGGUAUUUGUGUUCACAUCGAAAUAAUGAAUUUAGCGAAUUUCGGUGAGGGCAAAAAUAAUGCAUCUGUUGAUCUGGCAGAGUUUGUCAUAAUCCAACAUAAGUC